AUGCCUUCAAUUAAGCUGCAGAGUUCUGAUGGAGAGAUAUUCGAAGUUGAUGCUGAAAUUGCAAAACAAUCUGUGACUAUCAAGACCAUGUUGGAAGAUUUGGGAAUGGAUGAUGAAGGAGAUGAUGAUCCAGUCCCCUUGCCAAAUGUUGAUGCAGCAAUAUUAAAGACGGUCACUCAGUGGGGCACCCCCCACAAGGAUGCUUCUCCUCCUCCUGAGGAUGAUGAGAACAAAGAAGAGCGAGCAGAUGACACCCCUAUUUGGGAUCAAGAAUUCCUGAAAGCUGACCAAGGAACACUUUUCGAGCUUAUAUUGGCUGCAAACGACUUAGACACCAAAGGUUUGCUUGAUGUUACCUGUAAGAAUGUUGCCAAUAUGAUCAAGGGGGAAACUCCUGAGCAGAUUCAAAAGACAUUCAAUAUCAAAAAUGAUUUUACUGAAGAAGAGGAAGCCCAAGUAUGCAAAGAGAACCAGUGGUGUGAGAAGUGA
This is a messenger RNA of Hippopotamus amphibius kiboko, 489 nucleotides long. RefSeq names its product S-phase kinase-associated protein 1-like. The record is from RefSeq and is a predicted model, not a curated record. NCBI's taxonomy places the organism in Eukaryota, Metazoa, Chordata, Mammalia, Artiodactyla, Hippopotamidae. Gene Ontology annotation, cellular component: cytoplasm; nucleus. Bases 1 to 489 code for a protein of 162 amino acids. Gene Ontology annotation, molecular function: cullin family protein binding. The transcript has a single exon. Gene Ontology annotation, biological process: SCF-dependent proteasomal ubiquitin-dependent protein catabolic process.